AUGCUAUUCAAACCAUCCUGUUACAAUUUGUCAAUAGAUGAGUUGGAUUUUCAAACUUUCCGGAAGGAGCAGACAAUAUCACGAUGUGCCAAACAAUCAUUAAAACGAUCAUUAACAAUAUGGAUUAACAAGACCUGCUUAACUGGUAUCACACAAUACGGAGUUCGUUUAAUAUGCGUGUCCGCAGCAUUUCAUGCGACGAAAGAUUUGACGGUGAAAAUAAUUGAAUGCGCUGAUGAAAAAGGCGUCACACUUUACGAUGUCCAGUGUUGCAGAUUCGAGGACCAGUCUGAUGACCUCCAGAUGACCUAA
This is a messenger RNA of Helobdella robusta, 312 nucleotides long. RefSeq lists its product as hypothetical. The transcript is spliced from 3 exons. The coding region runs from base 1 to 312 and encodes 103 amino acids. Lineage: Eukaryota; Metazoa; Annelida; Clitellata; Rhynchobdellida; Glossiphoniidae. The record is from RefSeq and is a predicted model, not a curated record.